AUGAAAAAUGAAAAUAUAAAUUCAGAUAAAUGUUUGAAUCAAAAGAAGCACGUUAUUAAAACAAAUCGAAAUACACUUGCAAAUACAAAUCAACAUUUACAUCCAAAAGAACGUUUAAAUAAAAUUGAACAUAUGGAAGCAGAUCAUAUAAGACAUGUGAAUAAAAAUGAAACUGUAAAUUCAGAUAAAUGUUUAAAUAAAAAGCAUGUUAUUAAUACAAAUCGAAAAAUGCAUAUGGAUGCAAAUCAACAUCUACAUUCAAAUGAACUUUUAAAUGAAAUUGAAAAUAUUAUUGAAUUAAAUAGAAAUAAGUAUGCUAAUCCACAUGAGCAUUUAAUUAUGAAUAUUGAAAAUAAUCAUGCUGAACAUGAAAAUAGGGAAAGAAAGAAAAACCAGGACAUUAAAUUAGAGCUUCAAAAUCAAUGUAGUCGACGUGACCAACAGCUGCUCAAAUGGGUUGAAAAACAAGACAAUAUAAAUCAAAAUAUACUUGAAUUAACCAGAAGGCAAACUGAUUCAGCUGAAAAACAAAAUCUUAUACGCAAUAAAAUAGUUGAUUUAAUUCAAAAACAAAAUAAUUCAGCUGAAGAUGUGAAAAAAUUGAUUGAAUCAUUUGGUAUUAUUGCUCACAAGUUGGUCGACAAAAAAACUUAA
Molecule: messenger RNA, 654 nt
Organism: Rotaria sp. Silwood2
Lineage: Eukaryota; Metazoa; Rotifera; Eurotatoria; Philodinida; Philodinidae
Source: the annotation of a GenBank genome assembly